This is a messenger RNA of Scutellospora calospora, 384 nucleotides long. The record is from the annotation of a GenBank genome assembly. NCBI's taxonomy places the organism in Eukaryota, Fungi, Glomeromycota, Glomeromycetes, Diversisporales, Gigasporaceae.
AUUAUAGCUACGCUAAAUCGUAAUUCAAGGAACGAUAUUAAAGGAUAUCUUGGUGUAAAUAAUCGUCGUCUUAUAGAAGAAGAUGAUUACAAAAAAUUGAUUUUACCUUCAAACGAUGCUUACAAUUAUCUAAGAGAAAAAUAUUCGAGGAGCACUUCUUGCAUUUAUGAAUUAGAUUUAUAUGCGCAUCCUCUUUGUCGAUGGCUUCUUUUUAACAAAAUAGAAUUUUCAAUAAAUGAUCCUAGUUCCGAUUUUAUAUUCAAGACAGUAGUCGGGUUUUUAGAAUUUAAACAAAAAUUUAAAGAAAAUUUUGAAAUAUUUAAGAAUAUUUGCAUUAAUUAUAUAUCCGAUGAAGAACAUGAUCGGAAUUUGGAAGAAGAAUGA